Trypanosoma cruzi is the source of this 3183-nucleotide messenger RNA. RefSeq lists its product as uncharacterized. The coding region runs from base 1 to 3183 and encodes 1060 amino acids. Lineage: Eukaryota; Euglenozoa; Kinetoplastea; Trypanosomatida; Trypanosomatidae. The record is from RefSeq and is a predicted model, not a curated record. The transcript has a single exon.
AUGAUUUUCGUGUGCCCAACGUGUGGCAGUGCAAUCACAGGCGCCUGGCGCCACGAUUGCGAGACGCAGACGUUCACCUGCCACGGAGAGUUGUGGAAGCGCCGCUCCAAACUAAAUAAUGGAUUGCCGCAGAGUUAUCAGCAGCAGAAGCAGCAGCAGUGCGUUAUGCCAAUUCUCGUCAUGCCGCCUCAGACACCCCGCGACAGUUCCUACGCGGGGCGAUUUGUCGCCGCACAGGGGUUACCAGCUCGUUCUAGACUUAUGGGCGACGACAAGGGCUUUUAUUUACCCCCGCCGCUGUCACAUAUGUUUCCAACAAUACAGAAGCAACCGACACACAACCCCAAUGAAAAGCCACCGGGAAACAAUGAGGAGAGUCCGGCAGCGCAGAAAGAACCGUUGACUUUUAUUAAACUGCCUCAAACCCGUGAAUUUUUACCUACUUCGAACAUGGAAACCACCAAAGAAGGAAAUACCGGGAAUAUAAGAACAAUCCACCGCAUCCAGUUUGAAGGUGAUGACUGGGAUGCUGUGUUGCCAUGCCGCAAGAAUGAACUCUACAUGGCUUUGAAACUGGACAUAUGCAACUCACUGCCCUUCCCGUCAUCGUUUAGCGUUAAAAUCAUGCGCACGGGGGGCGGUUUUUUUGCCUAUAUCACCAUAACACGCCCAGCUGAGGUUAGCGACGACGAAGUAUGUCGGCACCUCACUGAAUAUCACUUUCCAGAAACUCGACGGUUAUACCAAUCUGCGCAACUGCAACCUAGUGCACAAGUUCUUACUCAGAAUUCCAGCGAAUACAUUCAUUGCCCUAAUACACCAUCUGUUUUUACUCUUCCAGAAGGUUUGAGGCAUGGGCCAUGGGGCGGCAAAGCCAUCAGGAUUAAUGGAGAACCCUAUCAAUGCUCACGAGAAUCACAAACCUCUGUUAAAAAUACGAUUGCAACAUUAAAAGUGGAUGAUUCAUACCUUCUCGAUCCAUCACCGUUACAAAAAAAUGAACCCAUCAUUGAUAAUAAAAGUAAUAAGCGAUCCACUGAAGUGGAAAAAGAAGACUUGGCAGGAAUAGCAAACACCAGUCAAAAAACAUCAUGCAAUUCAGAAAAAGGAGCGGAGAGUUGUCAAAAUGAUUUAGCAAAGUUGAUACCAGCCGAAAAACAUUAUUAUUCAAGCAUUAACAACCUCUCGGCAGGAGAAAAAACAAACAACGCUUCAGUUCUAAUGUACUCAGAAAUUGAGGGGGGCCGCAGCAUGGAGUCGUUGCCUCAGAGUGUUACUGUGGUUCCUCGUAGUGAACGUCCCAUGAGCAGGAAGUCGUUUGAUGUCUCAUUGGUGCACGAGAACGAGAUGGAGGGAGGCCGCAGCAUGGAGUCGUUGCCUCAGAGUGUUACUGUGGUUCCUCGUGGUGAACGUCCCAUGAGCAGGAAGUCGUUUGAUGUCUCAUUGGUGCACGAGAACGAGAUGGAGGGAGGCCGCAGCAUGGAGUCGUUGCCCCAGAGUGUUACUGCGGUUCCUCGUAGUGAACGUCCCAUGAGCAGGAAGUCGUUUGAUGUCUCAUUGGUGCACGAGAACGAGAUGGAGGGAGGCCGCAGCAUGGAGUCGUUGCCUCAGAGUGUUACUGUGGUUCCUCGUGGUGAACGUCCCAUGAGCAGGAAGUCGUUUGAUGUCUCAUUGGUGCACGAGAACGAGAUGGAGGGAGGCCGCAGCAUGGAGUCGUUGCCUCAGAGUGUUACUGUGGUUCCUCGUGGUGAACGUCCCAUGAGCAGGAAGUCGUUUGAUGUCUCAUUGGUGCACGAGAACGAGAUGGAGGGAGGCCGCAGCAUGGAGUCGUUGCCCCAGAGUGUUACUGCGGUUCCUCGUAGUGAACGCCCCAUGAGCAGGAAGUCGUUUGAUGUCUCAUUGGUGCACGAGAACGAGAUGGAGGGAGGCCGCAGCAUGGAGUCGUUGCCCCAGAGUGUUACUGUGGUUCCUCGUGGUGAACGUCCCAUGAGCAGGAAGUCGUUUGAUGUCUCAUUGGUGCACGAGAACGAGAUGGAGGGAGGCCGCAGCAUGGAGUCGUUGCCUCAGAGUGUUACUGUGGUUCCUCGUAGUGAACGUCCCAUGAGCAGGAAGUCGUUUGAUGUCUCAUUGGCGCACGAGAACGAGAUGGAUGAUUGGUGUUUGCCUCCGCGUGGGCAGAAGUGGCGUAGUUUAUUAGAUAAGGAUGUUUUUCUGCGAAUGGUUGAGAUGGAUGGGUGGUGUUUGCCUCCUCGUCGAUUGUUAGUCUUGGAAGACCGUGAUUUUAGUCAUGUUUGUUUGUCCGAGGAGGUUUGUGUGUGUGAUAAUGGUUUAUCUAGCUUUAGUAAGCCUCCUGUGAUGCCUUGUGGUGAUUCAAUGGUGCCAUGUGCGGUGUCUGUUGGCAAGUCGGGGGUUUUUGAGCCUUCGAUGACGAUGGACCGGAUUUCUUCUUUUGAGGGUGGAGGGGAUGCAACUUCUCCUGUUUUUCAUGGUAUGCAUUGUGAGGCGGCGACUUCUCCGUUGUUUUCUGGUGCUUGUAACCCUGAGGAGCGGUGGUUAGAUGUACUGCCAGCGAGAUCGAUCGACAAAAACCCUUGGAAGUUUUCACAAGAUACGGCGCGAGGCAGGUCGAUUGUGUCUGCGCAGAAAAUUCUUCCGGUAGCGGAGGCCGUUGGUUUGCUGAAGGGAUCGUCAAAUGUGUUGAUGGAAGAAUCGGAGGAGGCGCUGAUGCUAAGUGUAGAGGAGGCGGAUGGACAUUUACUGUCGGAUGGUGACGUGUCAUCGAGACAUUUGGAGCUUACGGAAACAAAGGAUUUGGCGCUUGCACAAGGGGGCAAUGGGCCUCUUGGAGCAUUGAAGGAUCAACAUGUGACAGUGGAGGGGAAUAAAUUGGAGAGACGGAUUCUGCCCACCGGGGCUGAGAACUAUGAAGUGGCGCCAUUAAAAAAGAAUGUUGUUCCGUGGGAUACGCAGGAGAGCUCUUGUGCCUUCGAGGUGUAUGAACUGAGUGCUUCCAACUCUUCGGAGUCUUCAUGUGUUGAAAUUUGGUUGGAAAGAGAGAGUCCGAGGGCGUUUUCGAGGUUGUUGCAACAUCUUGAAGAGGCAGAGAGAGUGAUUCGUAAACCAGUAGAAUUGCUACGAAGGUUGAGGGAUAAUGAGGAUGGUGGCUAUUGUUAUCAGGCUUAG